GACAGAUGAGUUCCGCGUAGUGCGCUCUGCAAAAAUGUACAUCUGGUUCACCGUGUUCGCCGGACUGGCUAUUCUGUCCUUAGCCUUCAUCAAGUCACUUUUCCCUCACUUUGUCGACGACUCCACGUACAUCCUGAGGAGCCUCAAACUCGGCGUCAGACUCGUCAAAUACAAGAAGAUCAAACCUUUCUACAGCAUCGUGGACUGCUUCUUGGAUGCAGUGAAGAGGCACCCCGAUAAGGUCUUCCUCCACUUUGAGGGUCGGCAGUAUUCCUAUGGAGAGGUGGAUAAACAGAGCAACAAGGUGGCCAGAGCUCUGCAGGCUGCAGCGGGGCUGAAGGAGGGGGACACGGUCGCUCUGUUUCUGGCCAACGAGCCCAGCUAUGUGUGGACUUGGCUCGGUUUGGCCAAGCUGGGCUGCCCUGCUGCCUUGCUCAACUUUAACAUCAGGUCCAAGUCUCUGUUGCACUGUUUCUCCUGCUGUGGGGCCAAAGUCAUCAUCGCCUCUCCGGAGCUGCAGGACGCUGUGGAGGAGGUUUUACCGACACUGAUAGAGCAGGAGAUCCGCGUGUUCCUCCUGUCUGAGUCCUGCAGCAUCGACGGCAUCAGUGCUUUGUCUGACAAGGUCUCCCAGGCUUCAGAUCAGCCACUGUCCCGGGACCUAAGGGCAAAUAUCAACAUCAGGAGCACGGCUCUGUACAUCUACACGUCAGGAACAACAGGUUUGCCUAAGGCAGCCGUUGUCACCCAUGAGAGGGUCUGGGCUGCCUCCUUCCUGCAGGCAGUGUGUGGAGUCACAGCGGAGGACGUCUUCUACAUCAACCUGCCUCUCUACCACAGUGCAGGCUUCCUCAUCGGGAUGGUCGGAGGCAUUGAGAGAGGUUUGACCAUUUUUCUGAGGAGAAAGUUCUCGGCCUCUCAGUUCUGGGACGACUGCAGGAAGUACAACGUGACGGUGAUGCAGUACAUCGGGGAAACAAUGCGCUAUCUCUGCAACACACCCCAGAAAGACAGUGACAAAAACCAUAGCGUAAGGAUCGCCAUCGGAAAUGGAGUUCGCGUAGACGUGUGGUCAGAGUUUCUGAGUCGCUUCGGUGACAUCAAAGUCAAAGAGCUGUACGCAGCCACAGAGGGAAACAUCGGCUUCAUCAAUUACACGUCCAAGAUCGGUGCUGUGGGACGAGUCAAUUUUGUCCACAGGUUUUUCUUCCCCUACACUUUAAUCAAGUUUGAUAUUGCGAAGGAGGAGCCUGUGAGGAACUCUGAGGGUCUGUGCAUCCAAGCAGCCAGAGGUGAGACGGGACUGUUAGUUGGAAAGGUCACUCAAAGGUCUCCUUUUGUUGGCUACGCUGGAAACAAGCAGCAGACUGAGAAAAAGAGGCUUCGUGACGUGUUGAAAAAAGGCGACCUGUACUUCAACACCGGAGAUUUACUUCGGUUUGAUCACAACAACUUUGUGUACUUUCAGGAUCGUGUUGGUGACACUUUCAGGUGGAAAGGAGAGAAUGUCGCCACAUCAGAAGUUGCAGAUAUUCUUACACUGGCUCAUUGCAUCCUGGAGGCGAAUGUGUAUGGGGUUCAAGUUGAAGGUCAUGAGGGUCGGAUUGGCAUGGCAGCUCUCACUUUGAAAGAAGGAGAGGAUUUUGACUCUUCAGACGCUUACAAACAGGUCAUCACCUACCUCCCGGCUUAUGCAAGACCUCGAUUCAUCAGGAUCCAGCCAUGUCUGGAGAUGACGGGGACGUUCAAGAUGAAGAAAGUAAAGCUGGUGGAAGAGGGAUUCAACCCAGAUCACAUCAAAGAUCCUUUAUACUUUUUAGAUCCUGAGAAAAAGAUGUAUGUUCCCAUGACUGAGGAGAUCUACAGAGCAAUCGCUUCAAGAGAAAUAAAACUCUAACAGAACUCAAAGCCAGUCUUGUUUCACAAGAGGGAUCACUAGUUUUUUGAAAGUAGCAGCUCGUUCAAGGAACUAUUUUUUUUAUCUUGUGUUUCUGAUGAGAGUGAGAUAACGGCACCAGUUGGUAAGCAUUCACCACGACACAAUGCAGUGUGUCCUCAUAUUUACUGUCCAUUCCCUCUACAGCCCUACGCCCUGCUAAUAACAAGAGUAAAGGCUAACAAACUAACAGGUUAAGAUGAACAAAUCACCGGCAGAACAAGUAUUCCAAGUAAUAAAAUAAUGAAAACCAAGUCUAGAAACCUUAUCCACAUUAUUUUAUAUAUAUAUUUUUUCUUUAAUGGUUUAAUUCCAGGUAUUUGUUUCAGGGAAAAUUUAGGGAAUCAUUGGGGGAAUCAUUAAGGGAAAUAUGUAUUUUGUUUGUGUCAUUCAUAAGAGGCGAGCGGAAAAUGUGUUGAAAUGAAUCGUAUACCAAAUUUAUUCGAGAAUUUUUAGUUUUACUCUAUAAACGUGAUUACAUAUUCUGGAUCUCUUAUAUAUAGAGUGAAGUCGUCUGCAUACAGUGAUAUUUUGUGUUUAUUUCAGGGCGGAUGAGUCAUAAUAUUAAAUGUUUUCUCGCAUGUACUUAAUGAAAAUGCAUAAUGAAGAUAUGAAUUCAUUUAAAAAUCUGUGAUCACAUUAUUUAUUUUUUUCUCAUAAUAACAAGUGAACUUCUUGAAAGGGCUGAAAUUCAUGAUUCACGGGAUUCCAGCAUUUUUACUGUGAAAACAAGUUAAUGAAGUUAAGAUCUCGAGAAAACAACUGAAAUGUACAGGUCAUCACAGGAAAACGAAGUUAAGUUAAAUAAAAUGUAUCGAUGCAUGUCCGCUUCGGGCUUCCAUACAACAAAACCCUCCCAUAGGAUUUAAUUUAGAAAUAUCUUAAAAUAAAUGUUUACUGUGGCCAUCAUUGAUAAAAUCACACAGUUAAUUUUGCCGCAUUCUGCUAACCCUUUUGAAGACUUUUGUUAUGAAUUAGAUUUCUUGUUGUAAGUAUUCUGAUUAGAUUGUUCCAAAUAGAAUUAAGCAUGAAAUUGAAAUCCUCACCCAUCACUUCAAACCCUUUGACUGGCAAAAUAAGAGCAAAGGUGAUUGAUGCCUACAAAUAGAUUCAAAACAAACAUCUGUUUGGGAACAUUUGUAACAUUGAACUACUCUCAGGAACAGACUCACUGUGAAACAUUACAUCAUGUUAAAAGAGACCGCUCUUUGAGUAACACGUGUACUGAGCAGCUCUACAUUUUCUGCACAUGUUGAACAUAAUGCAGACGUGUGUAACACAAAGGUAUGUCUCACUGCCUCUGUUGUAGUUUUAAUAAAUACACUCUGGUUUCUUUUUCCCUUUGA
Molecule: messenger RNA, 3282 nt
Organism: Labrus mixtus (cuckoo wrasse)
Lineage: Eukaryota; Metazoa; Chordata; Actinopteri; Labriformes; Labridae
Product: long-chain fatty acid transport protein 2-like
Exons: 10
Coding region: 35-1897 (620 amino acids)
Molecular function (GO): long-chain fatty acid-CoA ligase activity; long-chain fatty acid transmembrane transporter activity
Source: RefSeq, a predicted model, not a curated record